Amoebophrya sp. A120 is the source of this 2215-nucleotide messenger RNA. NCBI's taxonomy places the organism in Eukaryota, Dinophyceae, Syndiniales, Amoebophryaceae. The record is from the annotation of a GenBank genome assembly.
CCGCUUUUCUGCGUGCAUUAUCCCGACAGCUUUCUUCUCGCCGCUUUCCACGACCAUCCAGUGUAUACAGCCGGGGGUCUCGCUGCGGUGUGUUGUUUGCUCCUGUUACUUUGCUUCCAGCGCUUCAGUGGCUGUGCAUCGUGCAGAAACCGGUUUGUUCCUGCGUUCUUCCUGCGGCCGCGCGUGCGACGGGAUGAAGCUGGGGAGCAGCGUCAGUUUUCCAGUGAGCAGCACGAAAAGGUGGAUACGACCAGUCCCUCGCGAGAUAAAAUCGGGAGUAAUCAACACGGAAAAGAUCAUUGCAAAAAGGAGCUCCUGGGGAUAUCUAAGAAAGCCGCAGCGUCGUCGUACGGGACCUUGCGGGGCCAGGAAGUUGAGAAAACGCCACAGCUGUCUUUCCCGAAUGUAGCUGGAAGAAAGGAUGCAAAUCCAAUCACUACAAGUAAAGGACCACAAACUACAACAUUGCAUCAAGAGCGUCGACCGCACUACCAUCGUCAUCCGUCGACUCCUAUGCACAUACAAUUAAUAUGUCUGGGUCUGGGAGGACGCGAACUUGUCAUGCUAAUUCUGGAUCGUACACAAAUUUGUGUUGCAUGACUGCCAAAACCAAAAGCUGUCCCCUUUUGAACAAGUUUAGAGGCAGUUCGUCAUGCAGGAUAGGCGUGAUGGAGGUGUCACAGAACCUGACAUGCUAGCUCCUGCAUUCCAAACCUCAGCGGGCAUGGAAAAAAUGCAUGACCAUGAGAAGUUUGCAUCCUUCCAGACCCGGACAUAUUUGCAUUUGAUAACUCCCAGCAACAAUGAUAACAACUACAACAGCAGCGUGCCUACGCCUACCCCGACCCUAUCGAGUGUCGGGUCGGAGGACAUGGACAGCGAGUUGAGUUCGCCCGGCCGAACCAGGAUGAAGUACGACCCGGAAUCGCUGGAGAAAAUGGCACCAAGAACCAGGAGCGGCAGAUCUUCUGGAUCAUUCCAGCAGGACCGGAAUAGUAUUAAAACCAAAACGCAAUUUCAAGGAGGAGCGAAGCAACAGGAGAUGACGAGCAAUCGCAAUGCAGGGGAAGCGUCUCCUCUCGGGAAAAGCGGCAAGUCGGAUCAGCUUCCGUCUGGUUCGGAAGAGAAAUCGUCUCCGUGCAACGUGUAUUACCUGCAAAUAUGUCUGGGCCUGGAAGAUGGUCAGGUUUGUCAUGCAUUUUUUGCAUGACGACCCAUCCAUGAUGUCUGUUCCUGUAAUGCAUGAGCGACUAGUUUUGCAGAUGUUCAUAUUUAGAGGUCUCUCUGAUGCCUAUUCCGCAUGAGACAUGCCCUCUCCGCGGAGCACCGACCGGGCCCCUCUCGCGGGUCAUGCAAUGCAGAUUUCUUUUGGAAUCGACAGACAGCAUCACAAGUGGCAACCUUCCAGACCCAUACAUAUUUGCAUUUCAUAACCCCACCGCGCCUGGAAAAGGAAAAAGGAAUAAAAACAGGAAGAAGAAGAAUAUGCAAGGGGAACCACGACGACGCGGUUCCGCUUUGACGAUCGCAACUGUGACACUGACAGGGUAGUUUGUAUGUGCCAACCGCGCAUCGUCCGCUGGGCCUUUCUAGUCGUCAGUUUGGUGUAUUUUUGGAACGUGGCAAAUUUCUCCAUGUCGCAACUGCAUCGACGAGUCCGCAAUGGCUGCGCCUACCAGCAUGCAGGAGCUGGAGAGACUUUGUCUGAAUUUUGCUUGUCGUACUGUCAGUGCGAGAGACAGAAUUAAGCUUUGGCAUUUUUGUACUUUGUCACACUCACACCUGACGUGUCACACCUGACGGAGCCAUAAACAAAGCGAAAACGAAGACCGUGAUGUCGAUGACUAACACGGGGAACACUGUUCACUCUGAUAGCGGUACCCACGAAAAAAAAAAUCCACACCCAUCUGCAUAUGCAACAUUGUGACUGUGCUCCGGCGCAGGCGCAUCUCCAAGAAACACCUACAAGACUCCUAUGGCAUCGCUUACAGAUGCAACUGCGUCAGAGAUAAUAUUUCCAAUGCGCGAGCGUGCUUUGAGCUUGUAUUUUGUCCUGAGCAUCGCAUUGGAAAUUCGAAUGGAGACUGCUACACAGACACUUCGGUUUUCGACGGUGCGCAAUAUAAUAAAAUGAUAGUGCUGAGUGAUGUGAUGUGUUUUUUUUCUUUCCAUAAGCGAGGUGUCUCCUCCCCUUGGAGCAGCGAACCACGUUUGA